This is a messenger RNA of Ziziphus jujuba (common jujube), 1481 nucleotides long. RefSeq names its product exopolygalacturonase. Gene Ontology annotation, molecular function: polygalacturonase activity. Gene Ontology annotation, biological process: carbohydrate metabolic process. The record is from RefSeq and is a predicted model, not a curated record. The transcript is spliced from 5 exons. NCBI's taxonomy places the organism in Eukaryota, Viridiplantae, Streptophyta, Magnoliopsida, Rosales, Rhamnaceae. Bases 162 to 1430 code for a protein of 422 amino acids.
AUAACUUGAUCAUCCUCAAGUUUCUAAAUUUUCCCCAGCCUCCAUUGGGAGGCGCUUUUUCUGUGACCCGAGAAAGAAAAAGUAAACAAAACGUAGAUUUCAAAGGGGUUUUUCCCUUUUCCUUUUUUUCUUUUUUUAUUUUUUGUUUCUGAAGUGUGGCAAUGGCGAUUUCAGGAAAGUCUUGCCACACCCUCCUGCUUGUAUGCUUAGCCGUGAUCUCAUGUUGUGAGGGAAAAGAGCCAGUGCCUGCAGGGCCUGAUACUUUCCGCGGUGCCCGUUUGGGCGGUCAUGAUAAGGCCACUCCUAAUGAGAAAGUCUUUAACGUAUUAGAACAUGGUGCCAAACCUAAUGGAAGAUCAGAUAACACAGAGGCCUUCAUGCAGACAUGGGUUGCUGCAUGCAAAUACAAUGGGAAUGUCAGAGUUUUAAUCCCACCAGGAGUUUUCAAGCUCGGGCCGGUCACAUUUGCAGGGCCAUGCAAUGCAAAACUCAUAGUUGUACAAGUAGCUGGAACUGUAAAAGCCGAUUCAGAUAUUUCCUUGUAUGAGUCCCCUGAAUGGUUCUCAUUUGAAGACAUUGACAACAUUGUAGUCACCGGUAGAGGUACCUUUGAUGGUCAAGGCAAUGAAGCCUGGCAAUACAAUGACUGUAAGACUAACAGUGACUGCGCUCAACUUCCAUGCACAAUAAAAUUCAACAAGGUGUCAAAUGGAGUUUUGAUGGGAUUCACUUCCUUGAAUAGCCAAGGUUUUCACAUUUCAAUCAGCCAAUGCCAGAAUAUUAGGGUGCGUCACAUAAAAAUUAUUGCCCCUGGAACAAGCCCCAAUACUGAUGGAAUUCAUAUAAGCAACUCCAAUAACGUAAAGAUCUCCAAAUCAAAUAUUGCCACCGGAGAUGAUUGCAUUGGAAUGAUUAAAGGAUCAACAAACAUCGCCAUCAAUAAAGUCCAUUGUGGCCCUGGACAUGGCAUUAGUGUUGGUAGCCUUGGACAUUACGAAAACGAGGAAGACGUUUUUGGUAUCACAGUGAAAAACUGCACAUUUACAAGGACAGAUAAUGGGAUCAGGAUCAAGUCAUGGCCAGCAGGAACAACACCAAGCAAAGCUACAGGAAUGAUAUUCAAGGAUCUCAUCAUGAGAGAAGUUGGCAACCCCAUCAUCAUUGACCAAUUGUACUGCGCAAAUGGAGAUGGUUGUGGUGGAAAGAGGCCUUCAGUUGUGAAGAUCAGCAACAUCCAUUACAUUAACAUUAAGGGAACAACAAACUCACCGACUCCGGUUAGCUUCCAGUGCAGCCCAAAGUAUCCAUGUGAUAAUAUUCAACUCUUUAACAUUGAUUUGAAAAGCUCAAGCCCAAAACCCAUCUCUGUAUGUACAAAUGCAAAAGCUGGUUAUGCUGGAAUACAAAACCCACCUCCAGCUUGCCAUUAGAUUCUUUUAUACAUAGUCGGGAAAAAAAAAAAAAAAGUGCCGGGGGGGGGG